Aspergillus welwitschiae is the source of this 357-nucleotide messenger RNA. RefSeq lists its product as uncharacterized. The record is from RefSeq and is a predicted model, not a curated record. The transcript has a single exon. Lineage: Eukaryota; Fungi; Ascomycota; Eurotiomycetes; Eurotiales; Aspergillaceae. Bases 121 to 336 code for a protein of 71 amino acids.
AAUGCUAGUUACAGUUGUCAUCAUCUGAAGACUAUCUUGGUGAGUAAUUAGAUACCAAGUAGAUAGGUGCAAAUUGACCAUGGGAAGAGGCUCUCGACUCACUCUAAACCUCAAGAGCGUAUGUCUUGUCCCACCCUGCGUGUUCUGGUUCAAGCACCUAAGCAGAGAUCAGAUCCCCAGAAAAGUACAAUCGAUACUGAAGGAAGGUACUUCGUCAGUCAUCCAUCCCUUUAUUUCGAAGUUGUGUCUUUAUCUACCCCCGACCAGGAACAUGGGGAUAUGUAUCGUACCACUAUUGUCCUGCAAGGAAACAAUACAUGUACGACACCGGUAUAGGUUUCGGUCUUGUAUUAUAUC